CCCCCCUACUCCUACCAGCAGCAGGCGGGCGCUUACUCCCCGCAGGCCCUUCCGUCGCGCCAGCAGCAAGGCGUGUACUUUCCCCAACCGCAGCCACAGUACCUGCCAGCUCACAUUGGCACAGCGGUCCGGAGCAGUUUGAUGACCAUGAAUGCGCUCGAGGCCCGCGAGUAUUUGGCCUCCAUGGCGGUGCAGCAGAUCGAGUACUAUUUCUCGGUGGACAACCUUUGUCGCGAUACUUACCUUCGUGCCCAUCUCGACGAGGAGGGCUGGGUGCCCUUAGCGCUCAUUUGCAAUUUCCCCACCGUGGCCAGCUUUGCGGCCGACUACUCGGAGAUCGUUAAAACGCUGCAGGAGGCCUCCUCCGUCCUCGAGUACGACGAGGCGAACGAGACGCUGCGCCUGAAAGAGAAGGCGACGGCCUGGCUCCUUCCCAACGGGCGCGGAGGCAUGGGUUGCCCUCGGUGGUUGAAACAAGCGCCCGACACGCCCCCGCAGGAAUCCAAGCUCCCUCCGGUCGUGCUCCCUAACCCCGAGGCCGGCGGCGAGAAGGGUGAGGUUGCCGAGAAGAAGGCCGACAGCGAGGGCCCACGGCAACCCGUCACCCCCGUCACCCCUCUGUGCUCCCUCUCCUUUUCUUCCUCCGCGUACUCCAGCUCCUCUUCCACCACGUCCCCCAGCACUUCUCAACCUGAGAGCAGCGACGAUGACGAGGACGUGGACCGGAGUCCUUCCUCUUCGUCGCAGAGGGAGGUCGACAUCCAAGCUGACGGCAACAGCAAUACGAGAAAGGGAGAGAUGGAAAAGCGCAGUGUCUCCGUCGUCAAGGAUGUAUGA
Nannochloropsis gaditana CCMP526 is the source of this 837-nucleotide messenger RNA. Its product is annotated as rna-binding la domain protein. The transcript has a single exon. The annotation marks the transcript as partial. The record is from RefSeq and is a predicted model, not a curated record. Gene Ontology annotation, molecular function: RNA binding.